AUGGAGGUCACUUCGCCCGUCGCGCCGAGCCCUGGAGCUUCCGCCAACGGCGUCACUGCUGCUCCGCCUUUCCCUACCAUCGAACUGGAACGCGUUAUCGAACAUCUUGCUUCCGUCUGUCAGGUAGCCCUCGGCGCUACACGCGAUGAACUCCAACAGGUGGGAAGUUUGCUGCACAAGUCUCGCUAUAGUGAGACUAUUUCACGCUGCACUCGUUUCGUGAGCGAUACCCAGAACGUGCUCUAUAUCCAAAAGGACUUUGCGAGCUCUUCUGCGGUAGAGCCUGGGAUCGACCCUGCCGCACCCGCUUCGUAUAACUACACCUUGUCCACCGAGAUCUCAUCCUCCCCAACGACCGUCGCUUCUCUCGUCCUCAUCAAGUCUCCCCAGCCUAUAGACCCUAGUCGACCUCUUACAUCUCAAAUAUUUAUUACUAAUCUGCCUGGUCCUGCAUCUCUUAACGCUGGAGUUGGAGAUCAAGUGUCGGUACUCUCCCCAUGGGAGGUCCUUCACUCCCAGGUCCACCUUGCUUUGGUGCCAUACUUUGAUGCCAACACUAAGAGCCAACAAUUGGCCAAUGGGUCGAGGGGGCGAGCUGAUGUCGAUGCGAAGACGGGAAUUCCUGUGACGAAAAAGCGACUGAACGACUUGGAACUUAGCUUGCUGCAUCUUCAGCAAAACGUCGAUAUUCCCGAGAUCUCGCUUACAUUCCACUCUAUUGUGCAGAACGUCCUUGAGGAAGCUGAGGCGCACAACAACCGACCGUCCAUCGAAGGAAUCCCUCAGAAUCUCCUUCAAGACAGUACUUUCCUCAACCGAUUGCAAGCAAACGUCAACACUUGGAUCAAGUCUAUCCAAGGAAUCACCAAGUUAACCAAAGACCCUUCCUCAAACACAAACCAGGAGUUUAGCACUGCGAGUCAAGAGGUCAACUUUUGGCUGUCUAUGGAGUCAGCUCUGGAGGGUAUUGAAGGGCAACUCCGUAGCGAGGGUGUGCUCUUGACGCUGGAGAUUCUUAAGCAUGCAAAACGUUUCCAGGCUACCGUGAGUUUCACUGCGGAUACGGGCUUGAAGGAGGCUAUGGACAAGGUGCAGAAGUACAACCAGCUUAUGCGCGACUUUCCUCUCGAUGAGUUGCUGUCUGCUACUUCUUUAUCCAAGGUUGAGGAGGCCGUUCAGCAAAUAUUUGGCCACCUGAACAAGAAGCUAAGAAUCUGCCCUUAUCCUAUUCGCCGGGCUCUUCCACUUGUUGAAGCAAUCUCAGCUGAUCUCGAUGAUGUGCUUCACAGACUUUUGUCAGGUACCGAGCUGGUCAAUCUGGAUUACCAGCAAUUCAAGAACAUCAUGCAAACAUGUGAUCAGAUUUUCCAGACCUGGGAGGAGAAUGUGAAGGAAUUUACUAAUGUAGCCCGCGAGGUGACUCGACGCCGCAACGAAAAGUUUAUUCCUAUCAAGAUCGUCAAGAAGCACUCCGAACUUGAGGCGAGAAUCAAAUAUGUCAGCACCUUCCGCGACAACCAUGAGCAGCUUCAGCGCACAAUCGUCACUGUUCUCGGUCCUCAGGCAACUAUUCCUGGCGUUACUGAGACUACUGAAUCUAACGGUAUCAUUGUUGAAGAGAUUGGCAACGUUGAUGCUGUUGAGGAGGUCAAGCAGGCUUGGGAGGCUCUUCAGAAUGUUGACCUUCUGGAUGUUACGGAUCAGGGCAAGGAACGAUGGGUACGAGCCGAGAACCUCUACAACGAGCGUACGACCCGUGUAGAAAACUCCAUCAUCAGCAGACUCCGAGAGCGACUGGCUACCGCCAAGACCGCGAACGAGAUGUUCCGAGUCUUCUCCAAGUUCAAUGCCCUUUUCGUGCGCCCGAAGAUUCGUGGCGCCAUUCAGGAGUACCAAAACCAGUUGAUGGACCAUGUCAAGCAAGCGAUCAAUGGUCUGCACGAGCGGUUCAAGCAACAAUAUGGCCAUUCAGAGACCCACGCUAUGGCGCAGCUUCGUGAUCUCCCCCCUGUCUCAGGUGCUAUCAUCUGGGCACGCCAGAUCGAGUUCCAACUGGACGGAUACAUGCGAAAGGUUGAGGCUGUCCUUGGUCCUGACUGGACUCUGCAUGCUGAAGGUCACAAGCUUCAGGAGGAGAGUGAGCUCUUUAAACAGAAGCUUGAUACUAGCCGAAUCUAUGACGCAUGGCUCAACGACGUUGGACGACGCAAAAUAUCUAUCUCUGGACAAUUGUUUGAUAUUGCUCGUAUAAGAUCUGCCGGUGGUAUUCUCGAACUCGCGGUCAACUUCGAUCCUCAAGUUAUCACUCUGUUCAAGGAAACCCGCAAUCUCACGUGGCAGUCAUAUUCAGUACCCCAUGCUGUCACGACUGUGUCCAAGGAUGCGAAGCGGGUCUACCCCUAUGCUGUCAGCUUAAUGGAGAGUGUGAGAACUCUUUCUCAGACCCUUCGUCAAAUUUCAGUGAUGGGAGAGGAAUCUGUACUUCUCAAUGGAUACCGGAACGAAGUAUAUAGGUUGAUCGGCGAGGGUGUGCCACUUCGAUGGGAGUCUUUCAUCAAUUCGCACGAGUUAUUCUACUCUGAAAACAGACAAACCCGGCCCUUGUUACCUGGAGGAGCCGACUUUGGACUGGCUAAGAAUACUGAAAGCAAGCAUGGCAUGUUUAUCCGUGGGUUUGCAUCAGCUGUGUCUGUUCUUCAGCAAAAAGCCGUCUCUUUGAACUUCAUCCACACUACCGUUGAACAGGCCCUGAAGGACCUCAGCACCUGCUCUUACGAUGAAGCCGCAUUCCAUAGCCGCUUGGAUACGAUCCAAUCGGCUGUUGAUCAGCUAAAUUUGGAACAAUAUGUAAAUCUGGACUUUUGGGUUCGCGAGCUGAACGCCAAGAUUCAAUCUAUCCUUCUCACACGCCUCCAAAGUGCAGUUCACUCUUGGAUUACUGCCUUCGAGGAUGAAACCCCCGAGGAGGAGACGCGCAGAAAGACACACAACGACGAGACUAAACCAGAAAGUCCAACCAUGAAGCGACUUGUCCUCGAAGUGGUUAUGCGCAAUCAAGUUAUCUAUCUCGACCCCCCUCUGGAAUUCGCUCGUGCAAGCUGGUUCCUCCACCUUCAUGAGUGGCUUGGGAUCGUUUGCAAUCUUCGCAAGAUCAAGGCUACUCGCUAUCAGAUGACCCUUACAACUACCGCCAACGAUGAGCUUCGAUUUACCGACCUUCCUACUGAAUGCGCCGGACUGUUACAGCGUGUUUAUAUCUCCGUUGAAAAGAAGCUCCAGGAGAUUAGCACGUAUGUUGACAAAUGGCUCCAAUUCCAGUCACUUUGGGAUCUUCAGUCUGAGCAAGUUUAUGAUGCUCUUGGCGAACCUCUUCCCCGAUGGUUGCAGCUUCUUCAGGAUCUCCGCAAAAAUCGGUCAACAUUUGAUACACAGGAGGUCAGCCGCGAGUUCGGUCAUCUCACCAUUGAUUAUGACCAAGUACAGACCAAGGUCAAUGCGAAGUAUGAUCAAUGGCAGCAUGAGAUCCUGAUGAAGUUCGCUAGCCGUCUUGGCAACCGUAUGCGUGACAUUAAUGCAGAGAUAGAGAAGGCACGCAAGCAUCUCGAAAGCCAAAGCUCCGACGCUUCAUCGACUGCACAGGCUGUCCAGUUCAUCACCGUUGUUCAGAGCUGCAAGCGCAACGUCAAGACAUGGGCCCCUGAGAUCGAUAUGUUCCGCCAGGGACAAUCCAUGCUGGUGAGACAGCGAUACCAGUUCCCUAAUGAUUGGCUGCAUAUCGAGCAGAUCGACAGUCAGUGGGAGGCAUUGAAGGAAAUCCUCGAGAAGAAGUCAAGGAUUGUCCAAGAUCAGAGUGACGCACUACGAGCCAAGAUUACCGCCGAAGAUAAACUGGUUAGUGAGCGAAUCGCGGAAAUCGCCGCUCAAUGGAACGAGGAGAAACCAGUCUCUGGAACCAUUCAACCUGAUGUUGCUUCUGCAACCUUGACAUCUUUCGAAGCUCGCAUCUCAAAGUUGCAGGAUGAUGCCCAAAUGGUGGUGAAGGCUAAGGAGGCAUUGGAUAUCCCCGCCAGUCUUGAUAAUUCUCUCGAGUCCACACUUGAGGAGGUUCGGGAUUUCCAAUCUGUUUGGUCAAAUCUCUCCACUAUCUGGGCCAGCCUUAAUGAGACGCGUGAUAUUCUCUGGACUGCUGUUCAGCCACGAAAGAUUCGUUCCAAGGUUGAUGAUCUCAUCAAAAGUACCAAGGACAUGCCCAGCAGAAUGCGUCAAUAUGCUGCUUUUGAGCACGUCCAAGGUAUUCUGCGUGGCUUUCUCAAGGUCAAUCCUAUUCUCUCUGACCUGAAGUCUGAUGCCAUUCGUGAGCGCCAUUGGGUCAAGAUCUAUAAACAAAUCAAGCCACAAAAACGAUUUUCGCCUAGCUCUAUGACCCUUGGUGAUGUUUGGGAUCUCAACCUGGUCGCCACUGAAAUCAUCGUGAAAGACAUCAUCGCUCAAGCUCAAGGCGAGAUGGCUCUGGAGGAGUUCUUGAAGCAAGUACGCGAGACGUGGCAAAACUAUGCUCUUGAGAUGGUCGGCUAUCAGAACAAAAUCCGUCUCAUUCGCGGUUGGGAUGACCUCUUCGCAAAGUGCAGUGAAAACUUGAACUCACUUCAGGCUAUGAAACACUCUCCUUACUACAAAGAGUUUGAAGAAGAAGCAGUGUCUUGGGAGGACAAACUUAACCGCGUCCAUGUGCUUUUCGAUGUUUGGAUUGAUGUUCAGCGUCAGUGGGUUUACCUCGAGGGUGUCUUCACUGGUAAUGCUGAUAUCAAGCAUCUCUUGCCUAUCGAGUCAGGACGUUUCCAGAACAUCAACAGCGAGUUCUUGGCUGUCAUGAAGAAGGCAAACAAAACCCCAUAUGUUUUGGAAGUUCUCAACAUACCCAACGUGCAGAAGUCGUUGGAGCGACUCGCUGAAAUGCUUAACAAGAUCCAGAAGGCUCUGGGUGAGUACCUAGAGAAGGAGCGUGUUUCUUUCCCGCGAUUUUACUUCGUAGGCGACGAAGAUCUACUCGAGAUGAUUGGUAAUAGCAACGACACACUGCGUAUUGCCAAGCACUUCAAGAAAAUGUUUGCAGGUCUAUCAGGUCUCAUUAUGGACGACGAGACCGUCAUUUCUGGCUUCACUUCCAAGGAGGGCGAAGCUGUUCGGCUGAAGAAGGAAAUUUCUCUGGCGAAAACACCAAAGAUCAACGAUUGGUUGGCUCUCUUGGAAGGCGGCAUGAAGUCAACCCUUGCCGAGCUCCUCGCAGAGGCUGUUGACCACUACACCCCUAUCUUUGAGUCAGAGACGAUCGAUCGUGAUGCCUUGAACGCGUUCAUGAACGCCUACCCCAGUCAGAUUGUCGUUCUCGCUACCCAGGCUGCUUGGACGACAGCCGUAGACCAAUCACUUGCCGCUGGUGGUGACACUUUGAAGAUGCUCUUUGAGCGCGAGGUAGAAGUCCUUCGUGUACUUGCCGACACUGUCCUUGGAGAACUCGAGGUCAUUCUGAGGAAGAAGUGCGAACAGCUGAUUACCGAAUGCGUCCACCAGCGUGACACCAUCGAGAAGCUUAUCAACGCCAAUGCCAAUUCCACAGGACAUUAUCUUUGGCAGCUGCAAAUGCGUUAUAUCUAUAACCCAGAGGGCGAGUUUCUUGACCGCCUUUACAUCAAGAUGGCGAAUGCCAAACUCAACUAUGGCUUUGAGUAUUUGGGAGUCCCAGAACGACUUGUUCGCACCCCGCUUACUGAUCGUUGUUUCCUUACCCUCACCCAAGCUUUGUGCCAGCGUCUUGGUGGUUCUCCUUACGGACCUGCUGGUACAGGCAAGACAGAGUCAGUCAAAGCACUUGGUGUGCAGCUUGGUAGGUUUACUCUUGUCUUCUGCUGUGACGACACCUUCGAUUUCCAAGCCAUGGGCCGCAUUUUCCUCGGUAUCUGCCAGGUUGGCGCUUGGGGCUGUUUCGACGAGUUCAACCGUCUGGAGGAGCGAAUCUUGUCCGCUGUUUCGCAGCAAAUCCAAAAUAUCCAGCUGGGUCUUAAGCAAGGUGUCGAGGAUGACCAGUCGCAAAUUGAGUUGGUCGGUCGUCAACUUCACGUCAACGAAAACACUGGUAUCUUUAUUACCAUGAACCCUGGCUAUGCCGGCCGUUCCAACCUGCCCGACAACUUGAAGAAGCUUUUCCGCAGCGUGGCCAUGUCUAAGCCGGACAAGGAGCUUAUCGCCGAGGUUAUGCUUUACUCCCAGGGUUUCAACCAAGCCAAGCAACUCUCCAAGCACACAGUUCCCUUCUUCGACCAGUGCUCUGGCAAGCUAUCUAAGCAAGCUCACUACGAUUUCGGCCUGCGUGCCCUGAAGAGUGUCUUGGUCAGUUCUGGAGGUCUGAAGCGUGCUCGUUUGGGUGAUGGUAGUCUCGGCGCUGAAGACGUUGUUGAGCCUGAGAUCAUUGUGCAAAGUAUCCGAGAAACAAUUGCACCCAAGCUGAUCAAGUCCGACGUCGAUAUUAUGAUGACCAUUGAAGCCGAUUGCUUCCCCGGCGUGCAAUAUGUCCCCGCCAACCUUGAGGCACUGGAGGAUGCGAUCCGGACCCUAGCUGCCGAGCGCCAUCUUGUCGUGAACGAACUCUGGAUGACCAAGGUUCUGCAGCUAUACCAGAUUCAGAAGAUUCAUCAUGGUGUCAUGAUGGUUGGUAACUCUGGCUCUGGUAAAUCUGCGGCUUGGAGACUUUUGCUUGAUGCCAUGCAGAAGGUUGAAGGUGUUGAGGGUGUCUCACAUGUCAUCGACUCGAAGGUCAUGUCCAAGGAAGCCCUGUACGGAAACCUCGACUCAACCACUCGUGAAUGGACCGAUGGUCUUUUCACCAGCAUCCUCCGCAAAAUUGUUGAUAACCUCCGUGGCGAGGACUCCAAGCGACAUUGGAUCGUCUUUGAUGGUGAUGUCGAUCCUGAAUGGGUUGAGAACUUGAACAGUGUACUCGAUGACAACAAGCUGCUCACGCUUCCCAAUGGUGAACGUCUUAACUUGCCAGCCAACGUCCGAAUCAUGUUUGAAGUCGAGACGCUUAAGUAUGCCACACUCGCUACCGUCAGUCGUUGUGGUAUGGUUUGGUUCAGUGAGGAUACCGUGUCACCCAAUAUGUUGGUCGAGAACUAUCUGUCGACUCUCAGCAGCGUUCCUUUCGAGGACUUGGACGAAGACAGCGUCGCUACUGGUCAGAACCCUGCCAAGACGCUGGCUGUUCAAGGCGAAUUUGCUGCAUUGCUUCGCAUCUACCUGAGCGAAGAGGACUUCAUCCUAAACGCUCUCAAGCGAGCCGAGGCUUACAAUCACAUCAUGGAGUUUACUGUCGCUCGCGUGCUCACAACCCUCUUCUCACUACUCAACAAAGCAGUGCGGGAUGCUAUUGAGUACAAUGGGCAGCAUUCUGAUUUCCCACUCGAGUCUGAACAAAUCGAGUCCUUUAUCUCGAAGAAGCUUCUCUUGGCCCUUGUCUGGGCACUGACAGGCGACUGCCCUCUCAACGAUAGAAAGACAUUCGGCGAUGAACUUUGCGCCUUGGCCAACUUUGGCUCUCCUCCCCUUGACGGCACAAGUUCACUUAUCGAUUUUGAUGUGACUCUGCCCAAGUCUGAGUGGACCCCCUGGCAGAACCAGGUGCCUACCAUGGAGGUCAACACUCAUUCCAUCACUCAGACUGAUGUUGUUAUCCCUACUCUGGAUACUGUUCGCCACGAAGAUGUUCUCUACUCAUGGCUUGCCGAGCAUAAGCCUCUCCUUCUUUGUGGUCCUCCUGGUUCAGGUAAAACUAUGACUUUGUUCAGUGCACUCCGCAAACUGCCAAACAUGGAGGUUGUAGGUCUGAACUUCUCAAGCGCAACAACUCCCGAUCUCCUCAUCAAGACAUUUGAGCAGUACUGUGAAUACAAGAAGACCUUGAACGGCGUGAUGCUCUCGCCGACACAAAUUGGUCGAUGGCUUGUUGUUUUCUGUGAUGAGAUCAACUUGCCUGCACCAGACAAGUACGGAACCCAGCGUGCUAUUUCAUUCCUGCGCCAAAUGGUUGAACAUAACGGCUUCUGGCGAACGUCCGAUAAAUCAUGGGUUACACUGGAUCGCAUUCAAUUUGUCGGUGCUUGCAACCCUCCCACUGAUGCUGGGCGUACCCCAAUGGGUGCUCGAUUCCUUCGACACGCCCCUCUUAUCAUGGUUGACUACCCUGGCGAACUGUCACUCAACCAGAUUUACGGCACCUUCAACUCUGCUGUUCUCAAAAUCAUCCCGUCUCUACGAGGAUACGCCGAGGCUCUUACGCAUGCCAUGGUUCGUUUCUACCUUGAAUCUCAGCAGAGAUUUACGCCAAAAAUCCAGCCCCACUAUGUGUACAGUCCCCGUGAGCUGACGCGAUGGGCUCGUGGUGUUUACGAGGCCAUUCGACCUCUGGAGGCUUUGUCCAUCGAGGGUCUGAUUCGAAUCUGGGCUCACGAAGCUCUACGCCUUUUCCAGGAUCGUCUCGUUGCUGAGGACGAGCGGCAGUGGACUGACGAGGCUGUGCGCCGCAUUGCUCUUCAAUAUUUCCCCAAUAUUGAUGAGGAAAAGGCACUUGGCGGACCCAUCCUGUUCUCUAACUGGCUGUCAAAGAACUACGUUCCUGUCGACCGUGAGCAGCUGAGAGACUUUGUCAAGGCAAGAUUGAAAACUUUCUGCGAGGAGGAGGUUGAUGUUCCGCUCAUUCUAUUUAAUGAUGUGUUGGAGCACGUGCUGCGUAUUGAUCGUGUCUUCCGACAACCCCAGGGUCAUCUCAUCUUGAUCGGCGUCAGUGGUAGUGGCAAGACCACCCUGUCACGAUUUGUGGCCUGGAUGAACGGCCUCAAAGUUUUCCAGAUCAAGGUACAUGGCAAGUAUUCUGCCGAGGACUUUGACGACGAUCUUCGAGAUGUUCUCCGACGAUGUGGCUGUAAGGGCGAGAAGAUUUGCUUCAUUAUGGACGAGUCAAACGUGUUGGAUUCAGGCUUCCUUGAGAGAAUGAACACACUGCUCGCCAACGCUGAGGUCCCUGGUCUUUUCGAGGGUGACGAGUAUGCUGCUCUCAUGACAGCAUGUAAGGAGGGUGCCCAACGACAAAACUUGCACCUUGACUCCCCCGAAGAGUUGUACAAGUGGUUCACGCAGCAAAUCGUCAAAAACCUGCACGUGGUCUUUACCAUGAACCCGCCUGAGGAUGGCCUCUCUUCCAAGGCCGCAACUAGUCCCGCUUUGUUCAAUCGUUGUGUUCUCAACUGGUUUGGUGACUGGUCUGAUCAGGCACUCUUCCAGGUUGGCCAUGAACUGACUCAUUCUAUCGACCUGGACAGAAGUAACUUCGAAUGUCCCAACACUGUACCUGUGGCAUAUCGCGGGUUGCAACUACCACCAUCACAUCGCGAGACUGUUGUUAACUCAAUGGUCUACAUUCACUACUCUCUACAGCGAUACAACGAGAAAUUGCUCAAGCAGCAGGGCAAGGUUACCUUCUUGACCCCUCGCCACUUCCUCGAUUUCGUUGCUCAAUAUGUCAAGCUUUACAACGAGAAGCGAGAAGAUCUUGAAGAGCAACAACGGCAUCUGAAUGUGGGUUUGGAGAAACUGAGAGACACCGUUGACAAGGUCCGAGAUCUUCGAGUGAGCCUGGCGGAGAAGAAAAAGCAGCUGGAGCAGAAGGAUAUGGAGGCGAACGAGAAGCUGCAGCGCAUGGUGGCCGAUCAGCGUGAAGCAGAGCAGAGGAAGAGUACUUCGCUGGAGAUACAGGCUGCUUUGGAUAAGCAGGAAGUGGAGGUGGCUACGCGAAAGCAGGUUGUAUUGGAGGACCUCGCCAAGGCCGAACCUGCGGUUGAGGAAGCAAAGGCCAGUGUCAGCAACAUCAAGCGUCAACACUUGACCGAAGUCAGGUCUAUGGGUAAUCCACCUCAGGGUGUCCGACUUGCUAUGGAUGCUGUCUGUACCCUGCUCGGCCACAAGAUCAACGACUGGAAGGCCGUCCAAGGUAUUGUACGAAAAGACGACUUUAUUGCCAGCAUUCUGAUGUUCGACAACGGCAAGCAAAUGACCAAGUCUCUUAGAAACAAGAUGCGCAACGAUUUCUUGUCCAAUCCCGAAUUCACAUUUGAGAAGGUCAACCGUGCCUCAAAGGCUUGCGGUCCUCUGGUCCAAUGGGUUUGUGCUCAGGUCAAUUACUUCGACAUCCUCGACCGUGUUGGUCCCCUUAAGAUCGAGGUGGACAAUUUGGAGGAACAAGCACUUCAAACGAAGGCUGAUGCACAGGCCGUGCAAAACAACAUCGCGGAGUUGGAGGCCAGCAUCAACACCUACAAGACCGAAUAUGCUGCGCUCAUCAGUGAGACGCAAGCUAUCAAGGCCGAGAUGUCCAAGGUCCAGUUCAAGGUCGAUCGCAGCGUCCGCCUUCUUGACAGUCUGUCUUCGGAGCGAGUUCGUUGGGAAGAGGGCAGUAAGUCUUUUGAGAUCCAAAUCAGCACUCUUGUUGGAGAUGUUCUCGUUGCUGCUGCCUUCUUGGCCUAUAGUGGUCUCUAUGACCAGACUUUCCGAAAGUCUAUGAUGGAUGAUUGGUUCCAUCAGCUUCACCUUUCUGGUAUUCAGUAUAAGUCGACCAACCCCAUGACGGAAUAUCUGUCGACUGCAGAUGAACGUCUGGGCUGGCAAGAGAAUACUCUCCCAGUCGACGACCUGUGCACAGAGAACGCGAUUAUUCUCAAGCGCUUCAACCGUUACCCCCUCAUCAUCGACCCCUCUGGGCGAGUCACGGAGUUCCUGCAAAGAGAGUGCAAGGAUCGCCGCCUAACAGUGACGAGUUUCUUGGAUGACACCUUCACCAAGCAGCUUGAGAGUUCUCUGCGAUUUGGAAACCCCAUCCUCAUCCAGGACGCUGAACACUUGGAUCCGAUCCUCAACCACGUUCUGAACAAGGAAUAUCAGAAGACCGGUGGCCGUGUUCUCAUUCAACUGGGCAAGCAGGAGAUCGAUUUCUCACCAGCUUUCAAAAUCUACCUGUCCACUCGUGACCCGUCAGCGACUUUUGCUCCUGAUAUCUGCAGUCGAACCACGUUUGUCAAUUUUACUGUGACUCAGAGUAGUCUGCAGACACAGUCUCUCAACGAUGUCCUCAAAUCUGAGCGCCCUGACGUCGACGAACGACGCUCGAACCUCAUCAAGCUGCAGGGAGAGUUCAAAGUCCAUCUGCGGCAAUUGGAGAAGCGGCUGCUGCAAGCCCUCAACGAGUCUCGUGGCAACAUUCUUGAUGAUGACAACGUCAUUGAGACACUCGAGACUCUCAAGACAGAGGCUGGUGAGAUUUCUGGCAAGAUGAGUAACACUGAAGGUGUCAUGGCGGAGGUUGAGGAGAUUACACAGCAGUACAGCAUCAUUGCCCGAUCUUGCAGUGCUGUCUUUGCUGUUCUUGAGCAACUGCAUUACCUCAACCACUUCUACCAGUUUUCGCUCCAGUACUUCCUCGACAUUUUCCAGUCGGUACUCCACGGCAACAAGAACCUGGCUGGUCAGACUGACCACAAUAUCCGACGUGAUGUGAUUGUUAAAGAUCUCUUUGUCAAUACAUUCAAGCGGACUGCUUUGGGUCUGCUCCAAAAAGAUCGUGUCACCCUCGGAAUGCUCCUUGCACAAGCCUCACCCUACAAGAUGGACAAGACUUUGAUCGAUGUCAUCCUCGACAACCGUGUACAAGGCAGAGAUCUUUCAUCGAAUCCAAAUGACAGAGAUGACGCUUUUGCUCAGGCCAAGAAGAUCAGCGUGCUCAAGGAGAAGGUUGAUGCCAUCUCUGCGGAAGAUUGGGAUAAGUUCUUCACAGAAGAGUUGGCUGAGAAUGUUGUACCACAAAUAUGGGACGAUGAGACUGAACCUAUGGACCAAGCACUCCUGUCCCUCUUGCUUGUAAAGCUUUUCCGCAUGGACCGAUUUGUACCUGCGGCAGAGCGUUUCGUCAACCAAGUCUUCGGCUCAGGUAUCUUCGACGUUGUUGAGGACCUGAAGGAGACGGUUACCCAAGUGUCUGCCACUCUGCCAAUCUCUUUGGUAUCCAGCCCUGGUUUCGACGCCAGCUACAAGGUGGACAACCUGGUUGAGAGAAUGCGCGUCAAAUGUACCAACAUUGCUAUGGGAUCCAACGAAGGACUCGCCAGUGCCGACAAGGCGAUCAGCAACGCCGCCCAGACAGGCUCAUGGGUCUUGGUCAAAAACGUUCACUUGGCCCCUACAUGGUUGCAGAGCUUGGAGAAGCGCAUGGAAUCACUCAACCCCCACAAAGACUUCCGCCUAUUCCUGUCCAUGGAGUCAAGUCUCAAGAUUCCAGUCAACUUGCUCCGAGCCUCUCGUGUCUUGAUGUACGAGCAGCCUGCCGGCGUCAGAGCCAACAUGAAGGACUCUAUGUCAUCUCUCUCCACGCGAGCCACUAAGAGCCCUGUAGAGAGAACACGGCUUUACCUCCUGCUGUCUUUCUUGCACGCUGUUGUGCAGGAGCGAUUGAGGUACGCGCCCAAUUUGGGCUGGAAGGGAUUCUGGGAAUUUAAUGAUAGCGAUUACGAAUGCUCUGCUUUCAUCGUCGAUACUUGGAUUGACGGUGUGGCUGGCAACAGGACCAAUAUUGCUCCUCAGAAUAUCCCUUGGGAUAUGCUUCGCUACAUGGUAACCGAAACGUAUGGUGGUAAGAUUGACGACGAAGGGGAUUUCAGACUUCUCUCUCAACUCGUCUCUUCAUUCCUGACUCCCGCCGCUUACGAAGUUGAUCACAAACUCGUUGACGGACCUGACGGUGGCCUUGUUGUGCCAUCUGGUACCAGUUUCCAGGACUUCAACGCAUGGAUUCAUCACCUGCCCGAGCGUGAGCCGCCUACGUAUCUCGGUCUCCCUGCAAAUGCCGAGAAACUUCUUCUUGGCGGUCUUGGCCAAAGCCUGAUUGGAAACGUGCGCAAGGUUACCGAACUUCUCGACGAAGGGGAGCAGCUAGUGACGGAAGUAUGA
Molecule: messenger RNA, 13044 nt
Organism: Fusarium sp. VM40
Lineage: Eukaryota; Fungi; Ascomycota; Sordariomycetes; Hypocreales; Nectriaceae
Source: the annotation of a GenBank genome assembly